Molecule: messenger RNA, 2315 nt
Organism: Aaosphaeria arxii CBS 175.79
Lineage: Eukaryota; Fungi; Ascomycota; Dothideomycetes; Pleosporales
Product: Nop domain-containing protein
Exons: 6
Coding region: 199-1869 (556 amino acids)
Cellular component (GO): box C/D methylation guide snoRNP complex; small-subunit processome
Molecular function (GO): snoRNA binding
Source: RefSeq, a predicted model, not a curated record
GAAACGGUUAACAUCGCAACAUCAUUUACGCCCACGCAGCAUCCGCGCGCGCCGACGACAAUUAACUACGGAGGAUAUUGAUAGCUCGACGGACGGCAUUCUCACGACACGACUGCUGUGCGAUCAGCGAGCGCACAUCCUAAGAGCAAGAGCUCCAACUUAUUCAAUUAGCUUGAACACAGGAGAACAUACCAUACGAUGCCUUUGUUCAUUCUUUCGGAGACCAGCGCCGGUUAUGCGCUCUUCAAGGCCAAGGACAAGAAGCUUCUCUCGAAGCCUGAGGACCUGACCUCCGUGGAUGCCACUGUAUCCGCUUUGAAGCUCAAGAAGUUCGAGAAAUUCGACAAUGCUGUUACUGCUUUGAACGAAGCAGCCGCGCUCUCCGAGAGCAAAGUCACCCCUAUGCUCUCCAAGCUCCUCGACAGCAUCAAGGACGAGACCAAGGCCUCUCUCGCCGUUGCCGACCCCAAGUUGGCCAACGCAAUUGCUCAACUCCCGGGUCUUUCCAUCAAGGCCGUUUCCGACAGCUCAACUCAGGAUGUCUACCGUGCCAUCCGUGAACACAUUGGAUCUUUGAUCGACUUGGUGCCUGCCGAGAUUGACAGCACCAGGCUCGGUCUCUCUCACUCGCUUUCUCGUCACAAGCUUAAGUUCUCGGCGGAUAAGGUUGAUACCAUGAUCAUCCAGUCCAUUGCCAGUCUUGACGUUUUGGACAAGCAGCUCAACACAUACGCUAUGCGCGUUCGUGAAUGGUACGGAUGGCAUUGGCCCGAAUUGGCCAAAAUCCUGAACGACAACUUGGCCUACUCUCGCGUCGUCCUCGCCGUUGGAUACCGUAACAAUGCUCGUUCGGCAGAUCUUUCUUCUGUCCUUCCCGAGGAGAUUGAGGAGGCUGUCAAGGCUUCUGCUGAGAUCAGUAUGGGUACCGAGAUCUCUGAGGAGGAUCUUGACGCAAUCAACGCAUUGGCCGAGCAGGUCGUCGAGCUCACCGACCACCGCACCAGCCUCUCCAACUAUCUCACCACCCGCAUGCAGGCCCUCGCACCCAAUCUCACUGCUCUUGUCGGUGAAUUGGUCGGAGCUCGUCUCAUCGCCCACGCUGGUUCUCUCGUCAAUCUUGCUAAGAGCCCCGGUUCUACCAUCCAGAUCCUCGGUGCCGAGAAGGCGCUUUUCCGUGCCCUCAAGACCAAGCACGACACUCCCAAGUACGGUUUGAUCUACCAUGCCAGCUUGAUCGGCCAGGCCACCGGAAAGAACAAGGGAAAGAUUGCCCGUAUGCUUGCUGCCAAGUCCGCUCUUGGACUCCGUAUUGAUGCUUUGAGCACUUGGGGCAUCUCUGCAGAGGACACUGGUAACGAGCCUAGCGAGGAGGAGAAGUCCCAGAUGGGACGUGACGCUAGAGUCGCUAUUGAGAGGCGGUUGAGGGCGCUCGAGGGCAAGCCCCUGAAGAGCUUGGGCAACGCCAACCAGGUCCCCGUCGCACAGAGGUUCGACAUCAAGGAAGCCCGCAAAUACAACCCCGAUGCCGAUGGUUUGACUGGUGAUGAGCCCGCAGCAACCGCCAAGAAGGUCAACGGAACACCCAAGAAGCAGGCCAAGGCUAAGGACAGUGACGACGAUGAGGAGAUGGCUGAUGCCUCCUCCGAUUCCGAAUCCGAGGAUGAGGCUCCCAAGUCUGCCGACAAGGCCGCAAAGAAGGCCGAGAAGGAGGCAAAGAAGGCACGCAAGGCCGAGCGAGCGGCCAAGCGCGAGGCAAAGGCAGCAAAGAAGGCGGCUAAGGAGUCCAAGAAGGACAGCAAGAAGAGGAAAGCCGACGACGAGGAUGUUGAGAAGAGCGAGAAGAAAAAGAAGAAGAAGAGCAAGGACUAGAUGCUGAGACAUUGGUCCAGCUCUCCCCGACUCGAAUCGACUCGACUCGACUCGUGACGCGGCUCGACUGUCGUCACGGUACGACGGCGACGACGGCAACGACGUCCUUGUUCAUCUCCAUCUUUCGUGUCACUAUCAAAAUGGGCGACGGAGUUCUUUAUCUGAACGCACGGGCAUAAGUUAUUUUUGUUUAUUGUCCGUGAAACCUCAUCUUAUGGCGAAAACGGCGUGUGGGACAUUGUCUGUAUCUGUCUUUAGUACGUUUUCUUGGAUGGCUUUGCUUUGCUUGUUUCUUUUCCCCCUCUUUGCAUGACAUGUAUAUUUUAUUCUCUUUCCCGCUGCCGCCGCCGACAACGACGACGACGGAAAGAUGCGCGGGGAAGGGAGGAGGGAGGGGUGGUGGGUGAGUGGGCGUGGGUGAACGAAAUCUAUACCCGCGACUGGAG